CAUCCUCACGGAGUCCACCAUCACGAGCCGCAUGUCAACACUAACCGAAUCGACUCUAAGAGCUUGUUGCGGGCGCGAACAGGAUGCUGCGACUGGCCAGGGAAUCGGAAAGCCAUACGAGAUCUCGAGUCUCCUAAAAAUAUUGUGUUCGGUUCGCGCUGACAACAAUAUCAGACGAAUCCCACAAGAUGCUGCAAGAGCCUCAUGAGUUCCUUCUGGGUCCUCGUAAGAGCAGCAUAACGUUAACUCGCGGACGACAUUUUGGAUCCAAUCAAGCCGGAUUUAAAGGUCUGUUGUGGAGUCGAAGGAAUUCAAUACGAGCCCGCAUAUUGACCUUCGUUCUGCUGAGAACUAUGAAUAUGAGAAAAAGGGGUCAUCGUCGAUUUGUGGUGGCUUGCAACACGGCUUGAGGAGUGUGCUUGUGAACGCCCAACUAUGCAGUAUUUAUAUAGAGCACAGUCUCUCCCUCCAGUCAGAGAACAAUUCCAUCGUUAGAUUUGAUCAACUGACUGACCUUUGUCCUUCAUUCGUUAAACAAAAUCAAAUUUCGUCGUUCUUUUUUUUUAUAUCUUCAUCUCAAUAAAGAUACCCUUUUACUUCGCACUUCGCCCUUGAUUUCAUAUAUUCAACAAAAUGUCCGGCCCUGAAACAUCCAACAACUCUAACUGGGGAGACUCCCUUUGGGGCUGCUUCAACCCCAUAGAUACCUGCUUAAUGGGAUGGUGCUGCCCGUGCAUUCUCUUCGGCAAGACCCAGGCCCGUCUGGAAGAUCCCACUCUUGCGAAUUACAGCCCAAUCAAUGACAAUUGUCUUAUCUUCUGUGGCAUGAACUGCUUCGCAGUCGCAUGGCUCCUUCUUGUUAAGAGGCGCACCGAGCUGCGAGAGAAGUACGGCAUCACCCAAACCCAUCUGGAGAAGUUCCUGAAAUGGGAACCUGGCACCAUCAAGGCCAAGCACAACUAUGAAGAGUCCCUGGUCCAGGAUUGCCUCGCGUCCUUCUUCUGUCCUUGCUGUGUUAUCGUUCAGCAAGAGAAGGAAGUCCUCUCUCGACAGGCUGCUGGGCAGGCUGGUUAUCAGAAGACUCAGUCUAUGGCUUAUCCACCGGCCUAGAUGAUAAAGGAUGUCGGUGGGAAAGCUGAUACCACAGGUGGAAACGGGUGUUAUGAGAAAUAAGACUAUAUUAUGGUCAAACAAUUAAAUUCUAUGCGGUUAUUGGGGCUGGUUCGAUUUCAGCGAACGUCAUGAAUGCUUUGUCUAUCUCUUGCUCUUUUUCCUAGCAGAUUUCCUAUGUUGCCCAAUUUUCACUCUUGAAUAAUACCCUACUAAAAAUGAUCAUUUUAUUAUCCCUCCAACCAACGAGGUUAAUUUCCAUAUUCC
Histoplasma capsulatum G186AR is the source of this 1377-nucleotide messenger RNA. Its product is annotated as PLAC8 family protein. The transcript has 3 exons. Lineage: Eukaryota; Fungi; Ascomycota; Eurotiomycetes; Onygenales; Ajellomycetaceae. The record is from RefSeq and is a predicted model, not a curated record. The coding region runs from base 634 to 1110 and encodes 158 amino acids.